AUGGAAAGAAGAUUAAUACCAUCUGAAAAAGAUAAUUCAAUUGAAGGAUGGAAUAUUAAUUCGGGACAUAAUAAAUUACAACUUGAUAUUCAUAUUACUUUUCAUAAUAAUUUUCAAGAUAAAUUUAAAUUAGUGGGAUUAGAAGCAGUAUCUGAUAAUAAACACGUAGUAGUUAGAGUAAGAAGAAAUAAUAAGAAAGAUCCCGUAAACUUUGAAAUUAUUAAUAUGAUGACCAAACGUUUGAUUUACGCGAAAGCUCCUAGUAUUGAUAAAUUUGCGUCAUAUAAAUGGUCAUAUCAAAAGAACGGAGAUUUUAUAAUAGUUCUUAAAGAACCUAAAUAUCGAGCAUUCAUCUUUUCUACUACCACUCAUACAUAUAAAUUGAAAAAUAUGAUUGAACUUACCAACUUUGAUAAUUGCAUAAUAACUCUUAACGGAAAACUCUUAGUUAUUACUAAAAGAGUUAGAUAUGUUCUAAUUCAAUGGGAUUUGGAAAAUUUAGAAUUUGAACAACAAUAUAUUUUGGAUUGGCCUUUAAAACCUAGUACAAUUGAUGUUCAAAUGAAUUUUGACGAAACUUUAUUGGCAGUAACUGGAAAGUCACCAAAAGACUAUCCUAUUAAUGAUUUUAUUGAUAAAAUUUAUGUUUAUUCUACCGAGAGAGGAGUACUUUUGAAAAAAUAUAUUUACGAAGACGAAGUGACCGUAAAUAAGGUAUACUUUAUUGCUUCCAAAGUAGGUGAAAGAUUACUCAUUCUUUCUAGUGAUGAUACAAAUCCCAAUCGAUGUGAAAUGAUGGAUCCUUAUACUCUCGAGAAUCCUGUAGAUACUCGAAUUCUAUUCAGACAUUCUGAAGAAUAUUUUGAUCCUUUCAUCGUUAAAGAUGAUGAUGUAAUUGGUGUAAGUGAAGGUCAACUUUGGAUUCAAAGUUUAAUAAAAGAUGAUUGGAUCAAUUAUCUAAGAAGUGCCUUGAAGGAUUAUAAUGAAAUUAAUUCACCUUCCAAUGGACCAAUCUUAGAAAAAAUGAUUAAAGAUGCUAGUGAAAUCUUUAAAUAUAAAUCACAAGAUGAUGAUUCUGAAUGGGCUGAAAGAGAACCGUUGAGAAAAGAAACUUUUGAAGGUCAUUUAUUUAGAUGGAUCUUAGAUUGUGGUCAAGAAAGAAUUAUGUUGGAAGCACAUAGAUUUGAUCCAGAUAAUGGAAAUUGGAAACCAGUAGGAAAUCCUAGAAAUAUUCUUCCGGAAAGUCAUAUUGAAAAAGAAGAAGUUGAUCCAAUUUUCGUAGUGCAAUGUAAACUUUUAAAUAACGAAGAUUUAGCAAUUAUUACUCCCAUGGGAUUAUUCAUCUGGACGGUACUACCAAGUAAAGGUAUUCGACUACUUUACUUCUGGGGAGAUACCGAAAUUACUUAUAGAAAAUCUUAUCUCGGCGUGGCCAUAAUUCUUAAUAAAAUUCAAAAUUAUAAAUUAGUUUUUACUGGUCAUACACUUCCUCCACCAGAUUUUGAUCAUAUUCUUAAUAGUUAUGAAAGAUUCGAAAUUGGUAGAGAUGCUGGUAAAACUUAUCCAUUUCGUGAAUUAUUAUUGGAUUAUAUUGAAGUUCAUGCAUUAUUAGCUUAUCAUGGAGAACUUCUUCUCAAACGAAUGAUUUUUAAUCACAAAGAUAAUUGGAUUGAAAUGUUAUGUGAUGAAUGUGUUAAAAAAUAUCUUGACGAUUUUAUUCAAUUGGGUUUUUUAAGUAUUAUCAUAGCUUCUUUUCCUCCUUUAUGUCAACGUCACCCUUCCUUUGUGAACAAAUUUAUGGCAAAAACUGCUUUAGAAAUACCUCUCUUUACGAGAGAUGAGGUGAUAAAUAAUUUAUCAACUGCUUCUCAUUUACAAGCUUGCAAAUCAGAAAUUCAAAUUUAUGAAGCUUCUCAUAUUUCCCGAGUUUUAAAAUACAUACAAUCCGCUUCUAGUAAUUUUGCCAAAAAUCAUCCUUACUAUCAUGUUUUUUUCACCGCUCUUUUUAUCCCUUAUUGGCCAUUUUUAAUUUAUCAAUUUUAUCAAAAAGCUUAUAAUCCAGAUUUAUAUUUUCAACCUACAAUUACCCUUGCAAUUCCUAUGCCCAAAUAUGCCACUUAUCCCAAAAAUACCAGAGGAUGUUGGGAUUUCAUUUACCCUAUCAAAAGUCCUUUUAAUAAUCUCGCCACUGCAAAUGAAGUUUAUAAAUGGUGGAAUGGUGAAGCAUUAUUAAAUUUUAAGUGGAAUACUUAUGGAAAAUAUUAUUAUUAUUCUUUGUGGCUUCUUUACACUAUAUUUCUCGCGAGUUUUGCAAUUGUGGCGACGAUUCCUGGAGAUAUUUUAGAUUGGAAUGUGGCAAAAGGUUUAUUAAUCACAACUAUUGCAUUAUCAGGUUUACAUUUGUUAUUAGAGAUUAGGCAAUUUACUAUUAUUCCCAAAACUUAUAUUACAAAUUUUUGGAAUUUUUUUGAUAUUGCUGCUUUUUUACUUCCAAUGAUUUCAUCAAUAUUCUGGCUACAAGAAAAAGAAAUGCCUGUAGGGAUUGUAACACUUUCAAUCUUGAUGUUGGAAGUUAAAUUCUUACUUUUCUUUCGAGCCAUCAGAUUUUUCGGUGUAUACUUUGCCAUCAUUCUCGGGGCAGGCGCUCGUGUCUUCUCAUUUCUAUUAAUUCUUGGUAUAAUUGUAAUAGCAUUCGCUCACUCUUUACAUUUAUUAUUAAGACCCGCGGAAUCAAUAUCUUUGUCUACUCCAACUUAUAAUGACGAUCCAAAUAAUCCUUGGAAUAUGGUUGACACAAUGUAUUCCACUACUUCAAAUGGUACAAUAAGUGAUAGUGCAGUUUUGACUACUUUGCCUGGUUAUGAUACUAAUCUGUUUAUGGAUAUGGAGACAUCACUUUUAGCCGUUUAUCUUAUGUUAAAUGGUAGAGCCAUAGACGCAAAAAAUAAUCAUGAAGCCUAUUUGCAACAAAAAGCUGAGAUUGAAUUGGUUUAUUUGUUUCCUCACCAAAGAAGAUCGAAAAGUUGGUUCCCUGAAUUGAUUUACUACGAGGCGCACGUCGAUCAAGUCCGUAAAACAGUUCGUCAAGUGACAGCUGGUGACGCGACCACUGGUGGUGAACUACCUCGUCUCUCACCUCAACUUUUGAGAUUGCUUGAAAUGAAUGAAGCAGAAUCAAAAUCACAAGAGAAACGUCGAAUAAAAGAAGAGGAACGAGAAAAGAUUGAUAAGAUGUUAGAAACCAUUGAAAAGCUAAAGGUGUUGUUACCUCAAGUACAAGAAGCUACCGAAAAUGCAAGUUAA
Messenger RNA from Diversispora eburnea, 3303 nucleotides. Lineage: Eukaryota; Fungi; Glomeromycota; Glomeromycetes; Diversisporales; Diversisporaceae. The record is from the annotation of a GenBank genome assembly.